UUCUGCUGCGCAUUUGCCUGUUUUUUUUGCCUUUGUUCGCAGUGUGUAUUAGAAAACGAUAAUAGACUUUAGAAAAACUGUACGAUUAAUUGCAAAACGCCCAAAAAUUAAAUGUUUACGCAAUCAAAACUUCAUUAAAGUGCAUAUUACAACAAAAGAAAAACAACAAGAAAAGAAGAUAAACAACAACAAUCACAGAAGCAGAAUCAGUGGUGAGAAGAAGAAAACAACGGACUUGAGCAAAUAACAGACAAAAACAAUAACAAAAAAGCGAAAAAAACAGCACGAAAUUGCGCAUAUUUUCGUGGGUCGCAGCUGAUUUCACAUAUCAAGGUCAGUAAGAAAAAUGCUCGACCUGGAAAUUCUGCCCGAAAUCUCGCUGGGCUGCGAUGCCUGGGAAUUUGUGCUUGGCAUGCAUUUCUCGCAGGCCAUUGCCAUCAUACAAUCCCAAGUGGGCAUCAUCAAAGGCGUCCAAGUGCUCUACUCCGAUACGAAUCCGUUGGGCGUGGACAUUAUCAUCAAUCUGCCACAGGACGGCUUGCGUCUAAUCUUUGAUCCGGUUGUGCAGCGCCUGAAGACCAUCGAAGUGUUCAACAUGAAGCUGGUGAAGCUGAAAUACGGUGGCGUCUAUUUCAAUUCACCCGAAGUGCUGCCCAGCAUCGAACAGAUCGAGCAUUCAUUUGGCGCCACCCAUCCGGGUGUCUAUGAUGCAGCCAAACAGCUGUUCGCACUGCAUUUCCGUGGCCUGAGCUUUUAUUUUCCGGUGGACAGUAAACUGCAUUCUGGAUACGCACAUGGCCUAGGCUCGCUGGUGUUUCUCAAUGGCGCCUCGCCUGUCGUCUCCAAGAUGUCCUUGUAUGCGGGCAGCAAUGUCGCCGAGAAUCGAGCACCGUUACUACCGCUGUCCUGCUACCACCGUCAAAUGUAUCUAGAGUCUGCCACUGUGUUGCGCACCUCUUAUGGUCACACUAAGGGCCUCAAGCUGAAGCUGUUCACCGAAGGUUCAGGCCGAGCGUUGGAGCCGAAACGUAAGUGCUUCACACGUGAGCUGCUGUUUGGCGAUAGCUGUGAGGAUGUGGCCACGAAUUUGGGUGCACCGAAUCGCAUCUUCUUCAAGAGCGAGGACAAGAUGAAGAUACACAGCUCGAGUGUGAAUCGACAGGUGCAAAGCAAACGCAGCGAUAUAUUCUUCAAUUAUUUCACGCUGGGCAUCGAUGUGCUGUUCGAUGCACGCACUCAGACCUGCAAGAAGUUCAUACUACACACCAAUUAUCCGGGACACUUCAAUUUCAACAUGUAUCAUCGUUGUGAGUUCCAGUUUCUGCUCGAGAGCGAUCAUCCGCCACUAGCCACAGAGAGCGAGAGCAGCAAACAACUGGUGCAGCAUCAUGAUCAGCAUGUGAAUGUCACUGCCUAUACCAAAUGGGAUGAGAUUAGCGGAUCGCUGGCCACCUCAGAGCGUCCGGUGGUGUUGCAUCGUGCCAGCUCCACGAAUACAGCGAAUCCAUUCGGUUCAACCUUUUGCUAUGGCUAUCAGGAUCUCAUCUUUGAGGUGAUGCCGAACAAUCAUAUUGCAUCCGUGACGUUGUACAAUACGGCGCCGCCACGACAACCGGCACACUCCUGGCAACAGCACAAGAUGCAGGACAUUCGUCUGACUGUCGCCUAAGAAGAAUAUCGUGUGGAUGAUGAUGAUGAUGAUGAAGUAGUGUUGUAGUUUUCUGUGUGGUCGUGUGGGCUCUGUGACGCUUGAAUGUAUUUAGCUAUUAAGACACAAAAAGGCAACAACAAAAACAAUGAUCUAACCUAGACUCUAAUGAUUAGCAGUUACCUUACGAUUACAUAUAUAGUUUAAUAUAUAAAUAUAUAUAUUGUAUACACAUUAAUGCAUAUAUAGUAUUUCUAUAUAUAGCUAACUAAGCAAAUUGUAUCAGACUCACUGACCAUAUUAUUCUUUUCCCCCCUUUCUAUCUCUCUUCGUAUUCCUACUGCAUUAUUAUUCCAAUUACAUUGUGUUAACCUUUAACGACUCGACUCGAUUCAUCAUUACUGACAAUUAAUUAGCAAAACGUACUUUUUAACUUAUGUGCAUGUCGUUAAAAUAUCUAAAUAUUUUAAGCUCAACAAACGUGUAUUUCUCUUUGAAAAAGAAACAAAAAAAAUCAACAAAAAAAUAUAUAUAAAUAUAGCAAUAAGGUUUCGACAAAAACAAAC
Molecule: messenger RNA, 2214 nt
Organism: Drosophila sulfurigaster albostrigata
Lineage: Eukaryota; Metazoa; Arthropoda; Insecta; Diptera; Drosophilidae
Product: PHAF1 protein CG7083
Exons: 2
Coding region: 347-1669 (440 amino acids)
Biological process (GO): Golgi to plasma membrane protein transport
Cellular component (GO): trans-Golgi network
Source: RefSeq, a predicted model, not a curated record